UGGCGGGCGGGCGGAGAGGGGGCGGGAGCAGCGCGGGGAGGGUUUCGCAAUCGCCGCUCGCCCGCACUCAACACUUUAAAGAAAGAGACUCGGGCCCGGCCCGCGCCCCCUCCCCGCCCGCCCGCGGCCCCUACCGCAGCCGCAGCCGCGCCAGGUUCCACUUGUCCUUAAUCCAUGUGAAGACUUGUUGGAAACACAUUCUAGAAACUUGAAGGUUUUCAGUGUCCUAAUAAAUUCUGUUGUGUUAAAGAAGAGCCUGUCCAAAUGAGCAAGACAUCCCAGCAGAACACGGCAACAGAUGCGAAUGGAGUAAGUGUGAUUCACACCCAAGCACACGCCAGUGGUUUACAGCAGGUUCCCCAGUUGGUGCCUGUGAGUCCUGGUGGCGGAGGCAAAGCUGUGCCUCCAAGCAAGCAGGGAAAGAAGAAUUCCUUUGUGGAUAGAAACAGUGAUGAGUAUCGCCAGCGUAGAGAACGAAACAACAUGGCAGUGAAAAAGAGCCGGUUAAAAAGCAAGCAAAAAGCACAAGACACACUGCAGAGGGUCAACCAGCUCAAAGAAGAAAAUGAACGUUUAGAGGCAAAAAUUAAGCUCCUGACCAAGGAGCUGAGUGUACUGAAAGACUUGUUCCUUGAGCAUGCACACAAUCUUGCAGACAAUGUGCAGCCUGUUGGCACUGAAACCACCACAGCAAAUCCAGAAAACAAUGGACAGUAGACACUGUCAUGAAAUGAACUCCGGAGGUACAGCUUGUCUGUGCUGCCCAUGCAGUAACCGAGCAAAAACUGUUCUUUUAACCAUUAUUUUGUGGAGAUUUUCUUUUUAGGUUUAACACUGAAGAUUUGAUGCAACUAAAGCAUAAUUUUAGAGUACUUGUUUUAAAAUGUUAAAUGUUUUUCUUCUUUAAAGGGUUUGGCUAAUAAAUGCAGAUGAUCUAAAUUCACAGUCAACAAGGAGCUUAGUAUUAGAGAAGUAGCAUUUCUACAGAAAUGUUCACUUACCUUCUUUUAUUUUGCAUAACAAGAGGAAUCCAGCCGGAUGGUUCACUGUAGUAUCAGUGACUGAUACUUGGAUGAAAUGUCUUUUAAGUACCUUUUAACGCUUUUAAGCCUUUUGUUUUUUUCCAUUACAUAUUACAAAACUGCAAAGGCCGUAGAGGGAAUUUGCUUUCUUGUUUGGUGGACUACUUCAGAUCUGUAGAGCAAUCCUGUAAAGCACCAUUUAGGUCCUUCUUACCCAGUUAUUAUUAAUGGGGAGGGUAUAGUAAUAGUGAGCUGGGAUGCUUACUAGCAUUUUCUAGAAAAAUAGCAAUAUACUAUGACAUAUAUAGGCAGUUGGCUUCCAGACUGCAAAUGAUAAUCUGAAGCAUCAUGUACAAGGGGCAAAGUAGCACAUUGAGAAAGCCUUUCAAGCCUAUAUUCAUAUAUUAACGUUGUUCACGUAGUGACUCUGGGGCCUUAAGAGAAUGUGAUUUUGGUUUUCAGAAAAUGUCAAAAUGCUACCAAAAAUCUAUGUUCUGUAAAAUUGCAUUCUUGCCAAGAUGCAGGUAUCAGGGAGAACAAAAUGUGUGCAGCUUGGCUAAGCGAUGAAAGGGGUAACACAGCAUCUGCUCAGUCAGAAUAUAUGGAUCACUGCUCAUUGUCAUUCAUUUUCAUUUUCAAGGCUGUUCAGAUUUGCAGCAAAGAUCGUACAGAAAUCCAAAGUGAUUUUAAAAAUAAAUGGCCCUGGUCUGAGUAACUGAUUCAGCAUAACUUCUAUAGCCAUCAUACAGUUGUGUGAAGGAGUAUCCUCAGUCUUGUCUUACUUCCAUAGAACUUUUUCUAUAGCAAUUUUUAAAUGCUAGUGAUAAGUCUUUGCCAUGAUCCAUAAUGCAGUGGUAUGUACUAUAUUGAGGAUUUAAACAAUAAAAGUAAAGCAGAAAGUUUGAUGUAACCUUAAUUUAUUUUCGAGUAUUUCAUUGAUGAUGUGGUUGUGUUGCAUUUAACCUGUGUGUCUGGCUAGUGGAUUAUUACACUGUCUUAAUUUCCUUCCCACACUACCUUUUCUUCAUAGAUUAUUUUGUAGGAUGCUUGUUUGCAUUGUAUCUGUACUUAGGAAGAGAGCUUGGAAAACAGCUCUGUGAAGAUGCUGUUAGAAAACAAAGCCUCCAAAAGUUCUUUUUGAAUUUAAAAUUUUAAUACAAUGGUAAUCACACGUGGAAGACUUUUAUGGAUUGUUUUGAAUUUUGGUAGUCUUUUUAAAAAGAUGUGUUUUUUGGUUCUAGCUGCAGCUUAAGUAGGCAAGGUUGAAAUAAGAGAAGCUAAUAAAAACAUUUUGCCUCUAA
Rhea pennata is the source of this 2323-nucleotide messenger RNA. It is a transcript of the gene CEBPG, whose product is annotated as CCAAT enhancer binding protein gamma. The transcript is spliced from 2 exons. Gene Ontology annotation, biological process: regulation of transcription by RNA polymerase II; DNA-templated transcription. Gene Ontology annotation, molecular function: RNA polymerase II cis-regulatory region sequence-specific DNA binding; DNA-binding transcription factor activity, RNA polymerase II-specific. The record is from RefSeq and is a predicted model, not a curated record. Lineage: Eukaryota; Metazoa; Chordata; Aves; Rheiformes; Rheidae. The coding region runs from base 265 to 717 and encodes 150 amino acids.